Molecule: messenger RNA, 411 nt
Organism: Microplitis mediator
Lineage: Eukaryota; Metazoa; Arthropoda; Insecta; Hymenoptera; Braconidae
Product: speckle-type POZ protein B-like
Exons: 1
Coding region: 1-411 (136 amino acids)
Biological process (GO): proteasome-mediated ubiquitin-dependent protein catabolic process; regulation of proteolysis
Cellular component (GO): cytoplasm
Molecular function (GO): ubiquitin protein ligase binding
Source: RefSeq, a predicted model, not a curated record
AUGCUGACCACCGAUAUGAGAGAAAACAGAGAAAAAACGAUCACUAUAAAAGAUAUGAACUCUGAAGUAUUCAAGAGCAUGCUAGAAUUUAUUUACACUGAUAAAGUUAGUGAUUUAGAUUAUGUUGCGGAACAAUUGCUCGAAGCCGCAGAUAAAUACCAAAUUCACACGCACAAAGAAAUAUGUGCAGAAUCACUUUGUAAGUCUGUGACCAUCGAUAAUGCCUCCAGAUUACUUGUUGUAGCUUACCUACAUAAUACAAAAGAAAUGUUGGAGUAUAUUUCAAAUUUUAUUGUAAUUAAUGCAAGUCAUGUGGUAAAAACAGAAGAGUACAAGAUGAUGAAAGAAUUGCAUCCGUGCCUAGUACCUAUUUUAUUUGAUAAACUUGCCGCUUCUUUUGAAAACAAAUAA